Molecule: messenger RNA, 405 nt
Organism: Macrosiphum euphorbiae (potato aphid)
Lineage: Eukaryota; Metazoa; Arthropoda; Insecta; Hemiptera; Aphididae
Source: the annotation of a GenBank genome assembly
AUGUGCAAGAUUUUUGGUCCUUCCCGUCGAUACGAACGAGAUGUACGGCUCAACAAGGGGUUGAAUAAUCCUAUAGAGUGUUUACAAAUCAGUAGAGGACAUCUUGUCCACCAAGAAGAGGAUGUAGAGCGUGGGGGACAACUCGAGGAAAGGCAUGGCGUAGAUAAAGCUGGUCCCAAUCGCUAUAAUGCGAUGAUGUGGAGGUGCCACACCAACGAAGUCUCUUCAUCCCACCCCCACCUCCUAUGGCACCAUGAAUGUGACGACAAUCACGGAAGAUCCUGCACGAUGCAUUGUGUGCAAGGUCGGCUUGAAGAUGGUUCGAGCUUUGCAGUAGCACUUGGCCCCGAGGGCCUGCAAUUGCAAAAAUUAAUUAUCGGGUCCAUAGUUCAUGUAUUUAUCUAA